GGAACGUAGAUAAUAUAAAUAAGCAUGUAUUCUUUAAACUGCCGCCCUUCCUAUCGAAAGUUCUUGAUCCGCCAUUUAUCUAUGUGAUAAAUUUAGAGACAAUGAAUAUCUACCUAAAGACAAUUUAUUUAUGAACUAAUUACAUACUCAGUGUAGAAUAAUUGUCCUUAACUUGAUGCUUACAAAAUGUGUAGGUAAAUUAUUUUGGAAGUUCCUUACUCCCUCCGUCCCUUAAAACUUUGUCAUCUUUUCUUUUUGGGACGUUCCAAAAAACUUUGUCACUUUCCCUUUUAAUAAAUUAUUUUGUGGUUUCUAUUAUUUCUCUCUUCUCUGCACAAAUCUUAACCACACAAUUUUUACUUUAUUAUUCUCCGUGUCGGUCAAUUUUGGCAAAGUUUUAAGGGAGGGAGAUAGUAUAUGUUAAGAGGAGUAACUAAUUAUUCAAAGAUAUGAGAAUGUGGAAGUAGAUCCGCACAAGAAAAGUCCACUUUGGUUGAUUAAUUUAACUGCUCUAGUUUUUGUUGGUAUGGCAUGGCCUUCAACUUCGCCGCUGCUCCAAGAACCGUCGCGAUCUCAGUGUUCCUCGUCGCCACCGUCAUCUUCUUCAUCCUCUGCCAGCCUGCCUAUUCCUCGAACCGCGUUUCAUCCAGUCAUAGGUCACUUCUCAAUUCCUCCCAACCCUCCUGCAGAUUUUUCAGUGACGAAUCCGAUGGACUGUUCAACUACUACUCCUUCCAUUCCUGCCUCUUGCGCUACAACCCAUUCCUCUCCGUCCCAUUUCUUGGUCUCUUCGUGUUUCUUUACUUAUACAUCCCCAUCGCUAUAGCGCAGGCCCACUUCUCCGUCGUUGUCACCAAGCUCGUCGCUCAUCUUCGGCUCUUUCCAUCUAUGGGCGCGGUGACGCUUUUGGCGCUCGGGAAUGGGGCCCUGGACGUGUUUGCCUCCGUAGCCGCUGUCAGGGGAGGCCAUCUGAAAACUGGAUUUGGGGCGAUCCUCUCCGCCGGGACCUUCGUGUCUGCUUUCGUUGUAGGGUUCGUUGCGAUUUAUGCGGCGCCAUUUGCAGUAGAUCCAACUCCCUUUGUGAGGGAUGUGAUGUUAUAUUUGACAGCGGCGAUGUUUCUGUUCUACGUGUACUUGAGCGUUGAGAUUUUCCUGUGGCAGGUUAUUGGGUUCGUAGGUGAUAGAGUAUAACUUCUUAGAGAAGUGAGAGCUAGAGAGAGAAGUGUAAUGAAUACUGCAAUAAAUGAAUUUGUCAAUCCCCACAAUUACUCUCAAGGAAAGUAUUUAUAGAGAA
Cuscuta europaea is the source of this 1294-nucleotide messenger RNA. The record is from the annotation of a GenBank genome assembly. NCBI's taxonomy places the organism in Eukaryota, Viridiplantae, Streptophyta, Magnoliopsida, Solanales, Convolvulaceae.